CCAUCAGAAGAGCGACAACGCAGCGGAAGACACACAAGAUGGCGGCGAUCGGCGGAUAGACGAGCAUUCGCGCAAACACUCCGACGAUUCGGUGCUGAACUGAGAGAUAAUCGCGACCCGAGGGAUGAUGAGGCUGACCGCGCGGCUGCUGCAGGGACUGCUCGGGACGGCGCGAGGUUAACCGGUGUAGGUACGCUAGGUGACUGAGGAGAAGUUAACGGUAGUGCUGUGACAGAAACGCCCGGCUCUCGGCUAACGUUAGAUUCGGCUCAUUUAGUGCGGCUUAGGAUGAGCGGCGGGCGUCAGCGCUAGUUCCGCUGGUGACGAUGAGCGACACCCGGCGGCGCGUCAAGCUGUACACGCUGAACGAGGAGCGGCAGUGGGAGGACCGGGGCACGGGGCAUGUGUGCUGCUCCCUCACCGACAGCCUGAGGGUCACCGGCGAGGCGGACGGCUCUCUGCUGCUGGAGUCCACCAUCCAGCCCGGCACCGCCUAUCAGAAGCAGCAGGACACGCUCAUCGUCUGGUCCGAGGCGGAGAACUGUGACCUGGCUCUGAGCUUCCAGGAGAAGGCGGGCUGUGACGAGCUCUGGGAGAAGAUCUGUCAGGUGGGUCUCUCUCUCUGUGGGAUGGAUGGUGCUGGGUCCCGUUGGGCAAGGAUCCGUCUGGCCACGCUGUUGGAGGUGAUGUUCUCCGACGACUGCAUCAUGGACGUGGUGGGCUGCCUGGAGUACGAGCCGGCGCUGCUGCAGCCCAAGAGCCACCGCCAGUUCCUCACUGAGACGGCCCGCUUCAGAGAGGUGAUCCCCAUCAGGGACUCGGAGCUGCGGCAGAAGAUCCACCAGACCUACCGCGUGCAGUACAUCCAGGACAUCAUCCUGCCCACACACUCCGUCCUCGAGGACAACUUCCUGUCCACGCUGUCCUCCUUCCUCUUCUUCAACAAAGUGGAGAUCGUCAGCAUGCUGCAGGUGUGUGUGAGUGUGAGUGUGUGUGUGUGUGUGUGUGUGUGUG
Molecule: messenger RNA, 1014 nt
Organism: Sinocyclocheilus anshuiensis
Lineage: Eukaryota; Metazoa; Chordata; Actinopteri; Cypriniformes; Cyprinidae
Product: serine/threonine-protein phosphatase 4 regulatory subunit 3B-like
Exons: 4
Biological process (GO): protein dephosphorylation; DNA damage response
Cellular component (GO): protein phosphatase 4 complex; nucleoplasm
Molecular function (GO): protein phosphatase activator activity
Source: RefSeq, a predicted model, not a curated record